Molecule: messenger RNA, 222 nt
Organism: Entrophospora sp. SA101
Lineage: Eukaryota; Fungi; Glomeromycota; Glomeromycetes; Entrophosporales; Entrophosporaceae
Source: the annotation of a GenBank genome assembly
AUGUCCGCCCAAAAAGCCCAAGCCGCGAAGAAAAUCAAAGUCGGUUAUGAAACAAUGGGUCAAGGCUUAGCUGAAUUAAUUGCCGCGACCAUUUUUGCCGGUUAUACCAUUAAAUUAAGGACUCGCCAAUUAAUCUUAGAACAAAAAAACGGUAAAGAACAAGCCCAAUUAAACAAACUCCAAGCCGAAAUCCAAGCUCUCAAAGAAAAAAACCAUGCCUAA